GCAGGAAGUCCGGUAUCGUUGAUGGCUCUAUUGCCCAAGAGCCAGUAGCCGAGGUCCCCACUCUUCCCUGGUCCUGAUUCCGGCCCCACACCCGACUCGGCACAAUCCGGUUGAGGCUGUGGCGGCGACUGCGCCUGCCGCCAUGCACGACGCCUUCGAGCCAGUGCCGAUCCUAGAAAAGCUGCCUCUGCAGAUCGACUGUCUGGCUGCCUGGGAGGAAUGGCUGCUUGUUGGAACAAAACAAGGUCAUCUUCUUCUCUAUAGGAUUCGGAAAGACGUUGGUUGCAACAGGUUUGAAGUGACAUUAGAGAAAUCCAAUAAGAACUUCUCCAAAAAGAUUCAGCAGAUCCAUGUGGUCUCCCAGUUUAAGAUUCUGGUCAGCUUGUUAGAAAAUAAUAUUUACGUCCAUGACCUGUUGACAUUUCAACAAAUCACUACGGUUUCCAAGGCAAAGGGAGCAUCAUUGUUCACAUGUGACCUUCAGCACACAGAGACUGGGGAGGAGGUGUUGCGGAUGUGUGUGGCCGUGAAAAAGAAGCUGCAGCUCUAUUUCUGGAAAGACAGGGAAUUUCAUGAGUUGCAGGGGGACUUUAGUGUACCGGAUGUGCCCAAGUCCAUGGCAUGGUGCGAAAAUUCAAUCUGUGUGGGCUUCAAGAGAGACUACUACCUAAUAAGGGUGGAUGGAAAGGGGGCCAACAAAGAGCUCUUCCCAACAGGAAAACAGCUGGAACCCUUAGUUGCACCUCUGGCGGAUGGAAAAGUAGCUGUGGGUCAGGAUGAUCUCACCGUGGUGCUCAAUGAGGAGGGGAUCUGCACGCAGAAGUGUGCCCUGAACUGGACAGACAUCCCAGUGGCCAUGGAGCACCAGCCUCCCUACAUCAUUGCAGUGUUGCCUCGAUAUGUGGAAAUCCGAACAUUUGAGCCGAGGCUUCUGGUCCAGAGCAUUGAACUGCAAAGACCCCGUUUCAUUACUUCGGGCGGAUCAAACAUUAUCUAUGUGGCCAGUAAUCACUUUGUCUGGAGACUCAUUCCAGUCCCCAUGGCGACCCAAAUCCAACAGCUUCUCCAGGACAAGCAGUUUGAAUUGGCUCUGCAGCUUGCAGAAAUGAAAGAUGAUUCCGACAGUGAAAAGCAGCAACAGAUCCAUCACAUCAAGAACUUGUAUGCCUUCAACCUCUUCUGCCAGAAGCGUUUCGAUGAGUCCAUGCAGGUCUUUGCUAAACUUGGCACAGAUCCUACCCAUGUGAUGGGCCUGUACCCAGACCUGCUGCCCACAGACUACAGGAAGCAGCUGCAGUAUCCUAACCCACUGCCUGUGCUGUCUGGGGCUGAGCUGGAGAAGGCUCACUUAGCUCUGAUUGACUACCUGACGCAGAAACGCAGCCAAUUGGUAAAGAAGCUGAAUGACUCCGAUCACCAGUCUAGCACCUCCCCUCUCAUGGAAGGGACUCCUACCAUCAAAUCCAAGAAAAAGCUGCUGCAGAUCAUUGACACCACCCUGCUCAAGUGCUACCUUCACACGAACGUGGCCCUGGUGGCCCCCUUGCUGCGUCUGGAGAACAAUCACUGCCACAUCGAAGAGAGCGAGCACGUGCUGAAGAAGGCUCACAAGUACAGCGAGCUGAUCAUCCUGUAUGAGAAGAAGGGGCUCCACGAGAAAGCUCUGCAGGUGCUGGUGGACCAGUCCAAAAAAGCAAAUUCCCCUCUGAAAGGCCAUGAGCGGACAGUACAGUACCUGCAACAUCUGGGCACAGAAAAUCUGCAUUUAAUUUUUUCCUACUCAGUGUGGGUGCUGAGAGACUUUCCAGAGGAUGGUCUGAAGAUAUUUACUGAGGACCUCCCAGAGGUGGAGUCUCUGCCACGAGACCGAGUGCUGGGCUUCUUAGUGGAGAAUUUUAAGGGUCUGGCUAUUCCUUAUCUGGAACAUGUCAUCCACGUUUGGGAGGAGACUGGCUCUCGGUUCCACAACUGCCUGAUCCAGUUGUACUGCGAGAAGGUGCAAGGUCUGAUGAAGGAGUAUCUCCUGUCCUUCCCUGCAGGCAAAGCUCCAGUCCCUGCUGGUGAGGAGGAAGGAGAGCUGGGAGAAUACCGACGGAAGCUCCUUAUGUUCCUGGAAAUUUCCAGCUACUAUGACCCAGGCCGGCUCAUCUGUGAUUUUCCUUUUGAUGGCCUCUUGGAAGAACGUGCUCUCCUGCUGGGACGCAUGGGGAAACAUGAACAAGCUCUCUUCAUCUACGUCCACGUCCUGAAAGACACGAGGAUGGCUGAAGAGUACUGCCACAAGCAUUAUGACCAAAACAAAGAUGGCAACAAAGACGUGUAUCUGUCCCUGCUCCGGAUGUACCUGUCGCCCCCCAGCGUGCACUGCCUGGGGCCGAUCAAGCUGGAACUGCUGGAGCCACAAGCCAACCUCCAGGCUGCCCUGCAGGUCCUGGAGCUGCACCACAGCAAGCUGGACACCACCAAGGCCAUCAAUCUGCUGCCCGCGAACACUCAGAUUAACGACAUACGCAUCUUUCUGGAAAAGGUCUUAGAAGAGAAUGCACAGAAGAAACGGUUCAACCAAGUGCUCAAGAACCUUCUCCAUGCAGAGUUCCUGAGGGUCCAGGAAGAGCGCAUCCUGCACCAGCAGGUGAAGUGCAUCAUCACAGAGGAGAAGGUGUGCAUGGUGUGUAAGAAGAAGAUUGGGAAUAGCGCAUUUGCAAGAUACCCCAAUGGGGUGGUCGUGCAUUACUUCUGCUCCAAAGAGGUCAACCCGGCUGACACCUGAGCCCAGCAGGCCGAGGACUGAGCAGCGGACAGCUCGGCUACCCCAGAGGGGAGAGCCUCGGCCUUGGGAAUCGGGACUGCUACCACCACCGGGAGUCUCCCUGUUUGGACACUGGCUACCUUGAGCCCUGGAACAUUUCUGAAUUAUUCAGACUUGUGUUCUGAUGUUGCCAGAUUUUUGAUAGAAAAAGAAAUUAGUUACACCUUUUAUACCAUUAUGUUGCAGGCAAUUUCAGAGAAUUGGAUACCUGCUUGGACAGGAAGAGAUGGGAAGGGCACCAUCCUGCGUUUGCAUUCCAGUCACCCAAAUAUGGAAACUGUCAAGUGUCUGUAACCCUCCUGGGGGUUGUUUAUUCAGUUUUCUGUUAGGAUGUGCAUAGGACUUCACAGGAGCCUUCAGCUUGGCUGCCUGGAGUCCCUUGAGCAGAGAAGCCCCAGAGCCCCUCUGACUGCAGAGGCUGGAUGGGUCCGCCCUCUAGGUAGGGAAGCUGGUCACUUCGUAGUUGCUGACCCUGCAUCCCCUCACCAGUGUCCCCCAUCAGCACUUGAUUUUUCAGUCUCCUUUUUCUAUUUAUUUUCUUCCUUUAUCUCUCCCCUCACUGCUCCACCCAGGCUUUCUCUCCCAUUUUCCUGAUACCAGGAAUUUUGAACAAGGUAAAAUGAGAAGCAAGAGGAAUUCCUGAUUUCUAGGAAUACAUUGAUAACUGACUGUCACGUGUGUUGUAAAUAGAACCUGCUUGGACUGUACACUCCAUGCCUAGAAGCUUAGAAGAGCAUCGCUCUCAGGGCAGAGUAUGACGGUAGCUCUCAGGGUGGGCUGCCCUGGCUAUGUGACCUCUUGGCAGAUGUCUGCAGAGGCUCCUGCUCCAGGUUCAUCCUCCAGCCCCCCCAGGGCAGGAAACGAUCAGAUCAGAAACUGAAAAUGAUGAUGUUGGGUGUGCUUGUGGGGGGCUCGGGGAGAGCCGAGAAUGCUGCUAGAGCUCAGGAGCUCCUGACAAAACUCACCGCCAAACUUGGGGGAGCCCUUGUUCAGAGGAGACCCCGCCUCCUGUAGGGCCCCAGAGCCCACAGGCGGAGUCCCCAGCACUGCAGGCUGAAGACACACAGGGAGCGCACCCUGUCCUGUCCUCGAUGGGGGCCUAGAGACUCACCAUGACCCCAGAGUCCAACAGUUUUGAGGGUAGGUGACAGCGCCCGAUACUGACACUGCUCUGGUGGCCUGUCCCUGACACGCUGAGAUCCUUUUUAAAGCGCAGCAUCGUGCUGUUUGGGGCCUGUGCUGUAGCCUGACUUGCUGGUGGUGUAGACGAGGCUCCUCGCAGGCCCACCCUCCAUGGAGGGUCUGAAGGGACAAGAGUAAGAGCCAUCAACGUUGUUCACAGAGAUGGGGGACCCUGCUCAGGUUUGGGAGGCCAAACAGCACAUCACAAGAUCCACAUCCCACUGGCCAUGCCCCUCCUAAGAAGCAGGGCCACCCUGGGCCCCAUUUGCACCAGUUCUGAGCACCAGGCUGAGUUUCCUCUGGAGCAGCAGCUGAAACUGGCCCCAGCCCACACGCCCUGCCUUCCUGGCCUCCAUGUGUGCACCUCCCGUUCCCACCACCUGUGCGGCACACGUGUUUGAAGCAAUAGAAUAAAAAAUGUGUUUCCUUCCCUGCUGGAAUAUAUAAACAACCAAGUUUUCCCGAACUCCAUUCUCCUGCCCUAGACACUCUGCCCUCCACGGAGGUGUGGCGAAGGCUGGAGAUGAACGCACUACGGUGAGGACUGGCAGAGCUCUCAUAAUAAACAUCAUUAAGUAAGAAACCAA
Bubalus bubalis (water buffalo) is the source of this 4578-nucleotide messenger RNA. RefSeq names its product VPS39 subunit of HOPS complex (gene VPS39). NCBI's taxonomy places the organism in Eukaryota, Metazoa, Chordata, Mammalia, Artiodactyla, Bovidae. Gene Ontology annotation, molecular function: protein binding. The transcript is spliced from 25 exons. Gene Ontology annotation, biological process: endosomal vesicle fusion; intracellular protein transport; autophagy. Bases 143 to 2770 code for a protein of 875 amino acids. Gene Ontology annotation, cellular component: cytoplasm; membrane. The record is from RefSeq and is a predicted model, not a curated record.